AUGAGUUUAACUAUAAUUUUUUCAGCAAAUUUCAUCGACAUCAAGUAUGAAGUUCAGGAAAGAGGAUUGCUCCGGACACUUGAAAAUUUUGAGAAUGGUGUUAGACCUCGCGAAAAGUUGAUUGAAGAAGAGGCAGUCUCGAAUGCUUACUCACAAGAUUUGGCAAAUAUUCUGAAGAACCGAAAGUCAGUUUUGGAGGAAAUCUAUAUAGACACGUAUUACCAUGAUUCUAAUACCAACAUCUCAAGCCAUAACAAUAUUUUGUACAGUGUGGUGCUGAAAGCUUUUGAGAGUUUGGAUCACCCGAUUCGCACGAAAAUUAUCAGAAUGGCGGUGGUAGAUCAAAAAGAUGUGAUAUCUAUUCUCCAAUUUAUCGAUCCCAACAAUUGGAAACUGAAAGUUUUCAUCUGA
Messenger RNA from Caenorhabditis remanei, 411 nucleotides. RefSeq lists its product as uncharacterized. The transcript has a single exon. NCBI's taxonomy places the organism in Eukaryota, Metazoa, Nematoda, Chromadorea, Rhabditida, Rhabditidae. The record is from RefSeq and is a predicted model, not a curated record. Bases 1 to 411 code for a protein of 136 amino acids.